AUGACAGCGCGCAACGGAGUCCUCCUCCACAGAACUCGCAGCAACUACCACCUCGGCGGCCUCUCUCCGCGACGCGUGCGGACCGAUGAGCAGGAAGCGGGAGUAAGGGAAGGGGAAGGCGGAGAAGACCCGGGGGAGGCAUGGAGGGGGGCGUGGGAGAAGGAAAUGACGGGCUCCAACGCCUCGGGCCGUCGCGGCGGCCACCACGAGAACACGGGCACGGGCAACCAGAAGGGUGGCAAGCGCGGUGGAUUGUCCCGACGGGUAUGGGACAAGGUGGCGACGGUGUGA
Molecule: messenger RNA, 291 nt
Organism: Durotheca rogersii
Lineage: Eukaryota; Fungi; Ascomycota; Sordariomycetes; Xylariales; Xylariaceae
Exons: 2
Coding region: 1-291 (96 amino acids)
Source: RefSeq, a predicted model, not a curated record